UGAGUACUGCAUGUGAAGCAAAAGCACCCAGUGAGAUUGUGACAGCACCUGCCGUUUUACCGGUUUCACAAAGCUGUUAUACAGAGCAGGGGCAUUCCAGUGCCGAAAACUCAGCCAUUAAAGGCUUCUUGCUUUAAAAAAUAGCUGUUUCUGCAGCCGUGCGACGAUCUGCAAAUGAAACUCUUUACCCUUGUACUACUGGCCGCUGUUGCAGACGGAAAACUUCUGAAUGUGGAGACGCAGGAGAAUAUGACAGCAGUAUUAGGUGGAAAUGUUACCUUCAGCUGUACUUCACAUUUAGAAGAUAUUCUACAGGUCACGUGGCAAAAGUUAAAUGGUCAAUCUGAGGACAAUAUCGCUACAUUUAGUGAAAUAUUUGGGCCCAAUAUACUUGGGUCAUUUAGUGGUAGAGCUGAUUUCAUGCCAUCAAAGAUGCAAGUGUCCACUAUUGUACUGUUUGGAGUGAAGCUUGAAGAUGAAGGAUGUUAUCAGUGUAUCUUCCAUACAUUUAUAAAUGGCCAAAACAUUGGGAAGACCUGCCUCACUGUAGAUGUAAAGGAUAUAAAUGCGAAGACGCAGGAGAAUAUGACAGCAGUUUUAGGUGGAAAUGUUACCUUCAGCUGUACUUCACAUUUAGAAGAUAUUCUACAGGUCACGUGGCAAAAGUUGAAUGGUCAAUCUGAGGACAAUAUUGCGACAUUCAGUGGAAAACUUGAAGCGAAUUUUUCUGGGUCAUUUAUUGGUCGAGCUACUUCCAUAUCAUCAAAGGUGCAAGUGUCCACUAUUGUACUGUCUGGAGUGAAGCUUGAAGAUGAAGGAUGUUAUCAGUGUGUCUUUUAUACAUUCAGAAAUAGCAAAGACAUUGGGAAGACCUGCCUCACAGUACAGGCACACACAAAAUCGCAGCUCCAUGUCUGGAUUAUUUUAGUACUGGUAAUAAUUCUGAUAGCUAUAUUUAUAUUCAGCUUCUACUGGUACAAAAAGGGGAGACACCAACAAAGAAAGGGUUAAUUAGUUUGGUGAUUAAAUCCUCUUGGAUAGCAGAUCAGCUGACAACUCAGGAAGAACUUCCACCCUUAACUUCUGACCACAAGUAAUUUGAUCAAAACCAGGAUUUACAAGAAAUAGCACCAGGCAUGCAGUGACAAGCUUGCUGCUCCUAUGUAUAGACAUAUUUCCUGGCAAGGUUACUAUUUGAUUUCAAUUAAAUAUUAAACAUAUGCUAUUUGCAUACCAAUGCU
Molecule: messenger RNA, 1241 nt
Organism: Carcharodon carcharias (great white shark)
Lineage: Eukaryota; Metazoa; Chordata; Chondrichthyes; Lamniformes; Lamnidae
Exons: 5
Coding region: 175-1011 (278 amino acids)
Molecular function (GO): cell-cell adhesion mediator activity
Source: RefSeq, a predicted model, not a curated record